AUCAGUAUGAGUAACUUUGGUCACGCCUUAAAAUGGGUCAAUUGUUUAUAUUUAUAAAUUAAAACCGUUAUUGAUACAUUUUUUUUCUACAGAAAUAACAUCGAGCUAGGGUUACCUAUAUCUACGUUUGGCUAUAUAAAUUAUCAUGUCAAUGAACAAACAUCAAUCACGUAGGCUACACGCUGUCGUGUGUGCAAGUUACGAAGUAGGUUACUCUGUGAAUGCGGUGCACGAACCAGACGCACGGAGUCUGCUUCGGUAUCAGUCCUCAGUUCUUCGCGAUUGUUGGACGUAUUAGCGCGCGUUCAAAAAUCGAAAUAAACUGAUAAUCGAGUAUCUGUUUUGGUUUUGUGUUGGAAAUAAAUAAGAGAAAAUGCCGGAUCAAGAAAUAAUGCAAUGUGUGGACUUGGUCACAAUCAAAGACUGGCUCUCCAAACAACCCCAUCUUCCCCAUGAUGUUGAUGACAUUCUACUGCUACGUUUCCUGACGAGUUGCAAGUUCAGUUUGGAGCGAACGAAGCGCACCAUCGAUUUCUUCUUCACCAUCCGCCACAACGCGCCGGAGCUGUUCUGCAAGAGAGACCCCUGGGCGCCGGAGAUCAGGCGUGUUUUUGAGAUUACGGACAUGUUACCGCUACCAAACAAAACAAAGGAGAACUAUAAAGUAUUUAUCUAUCGGCUAAAGAGUCCUGAACUAGACCUGUUUAACUUCGUGGAUGCAGUGAAGACGUUCUUCAUGCUGGCUGACACGAGACUCACGGAAGACCCAGAUGUACCUUCAGGAGAAAUACCAAUAUUUGACUCAGCGAAUGUUACCCUCAAGUUCAUAUCGAAAAUCAAUCUAUCAGCAUUGAGAAAAUACAUGAUUUACACGCAGGAAGCGAUGCCGAUCCGACUAAAGCAGGUACACGUGAUCAACGCGCCCUCGUACAUCGGUAAACUGCACGCGAUCUGCAAGCCGUUCCUCAAGACAGAAGUCGCCAAGUUGAUUAAAUUCCACGAGCCAAACUCCGAUACAUUAUACAAAGACAUACCACAGGAAAUAUUGCCCAACGAAUACGGAGGCACGGCUGGCCCCGUCGAACAAAUCAAGAGAGAGUGGAUAAAGAAGAUGGAAUCCAAGAGGGAUUGGUUCUUGACAAAUGACAAGCGAUGGGCCGUGGAUGACUCUCUCCGACCGCUCAACUCCAAAGACGACAGGGUGGACAAAGUCAAAGAACUGCCUGGAUCCUUCAGGUCUUUAGCUCUGGAUUGAUAGUCCCUUUGCGUUUUGUAUUUAUUUUUUUUUUUUUAUUUUUUAAUUACUUUUUAUAAUGAACGUACCCAGCUUUUGUCAUAGGAGGGUCGAAUCAGGAUUUUCUUGUGGGUAGGCCUAAUAAUUUGACAACCGUCCAUGUAAACACAUUUAACUAGCUCAUAGAUCUGACUCCAGACUAAAAUACAAUUGAUGCUUUGGAUCUACGACUAAAUUCCUUUGUCACAAAAAAUGCAUUGUAAGGAAAUCUUGGUCGUAUAAAUCCCACAUUUGAACAAAUAUUUGUAAAUUGUAAUAAUAUGAAUUGUCUCGAUCCAGGAAUCGCAUCUAGAGUCUUACUAAACUAAUCGCUCGACGCGCUUCAAAGACUUUCGAACGUAAAUGUAUUUCAAGUUACCAUUUUGCAAGUUGAUGUUUAACAAUGUAUAAAAUAUUUUUAGUACAAAGCAUAUUAUGUAAGGCCUUAUUCCGUCUACGGGGGUAUAUUCGUCUGUUAACAAUCACGGGCUUCCUAAUCCAAGGACAGCUUUGAUGGUAGUAUACAUAAAUCGGUAACUGUCUCAGUGGCGUAGUUGUAAUUGUACACGGUACGAGUAUGACUACCGCGCUGAGCUCCUGGCUCCGAAUCCCAGGUCGGGCCAAAAUAAUUAUGACUGGGAUUUUCCAUCUUAAAAAUUACUCAGUCGCAGCUCGGUGUCAGAGAGUUGGCGGUGUGAUAUCCUCGUGCCUCGGAAAGCACGUAAAGCCGUUGGUCCUACGCCUGAUCUCUCUCUGGUCAUGUCGGAAUGCCGUCUCACCGGACUAUUAGAGUGAACAAACAGAGAAUGCGCCUGUGUAUUGUUCACACAGUUGUCAACUAUAUCUCCUGCGUACUCGGCUGAUCUCCGUUGAGAUUGGCCGCCGUGGCCGAAAAUCGUUUAUGAAUCACCAGCACAUAAAUCGGUGAUUUUUUUACUCUUACCUAUACAGCUAUAGACGCUGUCCUUUGAAUGAAACGACCGUAAUUGCAAAAAGACGAAUUGGCCCUAUAGACGGAAUAGGGCCCGCUGACCUUAUUGACAAUUUGUUGGUAAAUAAGGUCAAUAUUUUACGACUGUUAUUGUUUCAGUCAUAAAAAGAUCGAUAAAUUGUUUUUAAACUUAUUGAAAUUAGCUUCGAAAACUGGAAUAUUUUUUUUCAUAAAAAAACAUAGUGUGAUACCGAAGUUAUGCAGUUAUUGAAAUUCUAAAUACUUUUUAGGGGCGUUUUUUAAUUAUUAUUUAAGACAUAAUCAUAUAAAUUAUAACCUGACUAGUUUAAGAAUGAAACAUUUUUUUACUCCUAUUUAAUUUUUUAUCUCCUGAAUUCAUAUCUUUUAUCUAAUAAUUAAAAAUCAGCCCUAAUUAAUAUUUGUUAAAGGUUUUUGUGCCUUAUUUAAUGUGAUAUAUUACCUUUUUAAAUAUACUGAUAAGGGAAUA
Messenger RNA from Manduca sexta (tobacco hornworm), 2712 nucleotides. RefSeq names its product alpha-tocopherol transfer protein-like. Lineage: Eukaryota; Metazoa; Arthropoda; Insecta; Lepidoptera; Sphingidae. The coding region runs from base 374 to 1255 and encodes 293 amino acids. The transcript has 7 exons. The record is from RefSeq and is a predicted model, not a curated record. Gene Ontology annotation, molecular function: phosphatidylinositol bisphosphate binding. Gene Ontology annotation, cellular component: membrane.